Molecule: messenger RNA, 1542 nt
Organism: Gossypium arboreum
Lineage: Eukaryota; Viridiplantae; Streptophyta; Magnoliopsida; Malvales; Malvaceae
Exons: 4
Coding region: 1-1542 (513 amino acids)
Source: RefSeq, a predicted model, not a curated record
AUGAAGUUUAUGUGCUGGAAUCGUCCCGGUUUGGGGAACCCCGCAAAGCUAAGGGAGUUAAAACAACUUCUCGCAGCUAAUAAUCCUGAUCUCAUCUUUCUUAGCGAGACAAAAAUGUCUGCCAAUGAUUUUCAUAGAGUCCAAAACAAAUGUAGGAUGCAGAAUGGGUUAGCGGUUAAUUCUGAAGGGUUACAGGAUUUUAUGGGCGCGAACUCGAAUCUUAGGAGCAGCUCAUGGGAUAUUUUGGGGAGGGUUGGAGAGUCUGUUAGGGAGGAGUGGAUUGUCGAGGUAGAUUUUAAUGCUAAUUUGAACGAUGCUGAGAAAAAAGGAGGGCGUAGGGGUGUGAGGGCGCAAAUGAAUGAGUUUAAAGAUGUUAUGGACGAACUGGCUCUUGUGGAUAUUAAACCUGACAGCGGUUGGUUUACUUGGGUGGUGAGACAAACCCAGUCGGAUCAUGAUGCUAUUAUCUUAGACCUGUGGGGUCGAAAAUCGAAGGAUUAUCCAGAUGAUAAAAGAUUGUGUUUCAAGUUUGAUGUUUAUUGGGCGGGUGAUGAGGAGGCAAAAAACGUUAUUGAAAGAGCUUGGAACAGGGAUGCUACUGAUUUUGGGGAGAAGAUCGAAAGAGUUAGGUCGGCCCUUGGUCCUUGGCAGAAGAAGAAAUAUGGAAAAUUGAAGAGGGACAUGCAAAAUUUGGAGAAACAUAUAGACUGGAUCAUUGACUCUGUGAGCAGAGAGAAAAGUGGGCGCACGUUAAAGGAGACUUGGAGAAGGCUUGACUUUCUCUAUGCUAGGGAGGAAAGUUACUGGGCACAAAGGUCUCGAUCAAAAUGGCUUAGGGAGGGAGAUAGAAAUACUAGGUAUUUCUAUGCUAAAGCCACUGGUCAGCUAAAAAAGAAUAUUAUAGAGAAGCUUAAAGACGCGGAAGGGAAGUGGGUGUCGAAUAGCAAGGAUAUAAACAAGGUGGCUAAAGAUUAUUUUGUGAAACUAUUUCGGUCAAACGGUCAAAAUGCUAAUACCCAGGAGAUGCCUUUAAUUAAGGAAUGUGUGACGAGGGAAACAAAUGAAUGGCUUUGUAUGGACUACACGGAGAAGGAGGUUCUUCAGGCUAUUAAGCAGAUGGAUCCUAAUAAAGCCCCUGGAAUUGACGGGUUUGUCUACAAGAUCAUCUCUAAUGUGUUUGCUAAUUGGCUAAAAGCUGCCCUACCCAGUUGUAUUAGUCAAAAUCAGAACGCAUUUGUGCCAGGGAGGAUGAUACAUGAUAAUGUUCUGAUAGCGCAUGAACUCCUCCAUUAUCUUCAAAGUUUUAAAAAUGGCCCUAAUAAAGGUCUCAUUGUCAAGCUUGACAUGAGUAAAGCAUAUGACCGAGUAGAGUGGAAUUUUGUUAAAAAAGUGAUGAAGAAGAUGGGAUUUGCGGAAAAGUGGAUUGCCAAAAUUAUGGAAUGCGUUCGCUCGAUUACUUAUACAGUCAAAUGCAAUAAUAUUCUAUCUGAUAUUUUUGUGCCUGAGAGGGGCCUCCGUCAAGCUGAUCCCCUCUCCCCUUAG